UAUAAAUCACAUCUCACUUCCGUCCCCGGCGUCAUACGGAUUACCACGACCUAGGCGCCAGCUCUUUCAACGAUAUCCUGACACACCUUCUGCGAGAUACCCCUUGACUCCUCCACGAUGGCUCCAUCAAUCCCAAUUCCCACACAGGGAGGGAUGUUCCACACCUUCCAAGGAGUCACGCCACGGAAAGCGUCGAUAGAUUCACAAGACAGCGCAAAGUCCAGCGGGACGGGGACGGCGAAGAGGAUAACGACACCACAUGCCUGCGCCGAGUGCAAGAGGCGCAAGAUCCGGUGCGACGGUCAGCAACCAUGCGGCCAGUGUCUCUCCAGCAGGGCACCUAAGAGGUGCUUCUACGACAAGCACCGGCAACGGGUGAUCCCCUCGCGCAAGACCCUCGAGGCCCUGUCACAGUCGCUCGAAGAAUGCCGGUCCAUCCUGAAGCGGCUCUAUCCGAACCACGAGGUGCAGGCUCUCCUCCCCCUGUCACGGCACGAGCUCCUCAACCUCCUGGACCGGCCCAUGAUCGACACAUCGGUCAGCGGGUUGCCGUCGCCGCCCAUCCACACAUCGCCGCUCUCCGAGCUCGGCUCACCAACCAUGAUGCCGAAGGCCGAGAACCUCCUGGAGCAGCUUCCGUCCCGGGACACCGAGUGGGACGAGGAGCGGCGCGGGAGGGACCCGAUCCCGGCCGAGGCCGACGACAUCAACGCGCUCUCGCUCUCUGUGGACCGGCAGUCAUCCUACCUGGGCGCCUCGUCCAUCAAGGCGGCGCUGAUGGUCAUGCUCAAGGUGCAGCCGAGCCUGCGGAACACGCUGGCGGCGCCCCUGAGCGGCGUCGAGAUGAGCAACAACUUCCCCGCCGUCCGGCAGAAGCCGUCGGCGCCGAACAAGGACGCGCAGCAGCGGAUCCCGUGGUCGUGGAAGGGCCAGACGCUGAUCGACGCCUACUUCAAGCGCAUCCACGUCUUCGUGCCGAUGCUGGACGAGAGCAGCUUCCGGGCCGACUACCUUGAGGGGCAGCGGACGGACGCGCCGUGGCUGGCGCUGCUCAACAUGGUGUUCGCCAUGGGCAGCAUCGCGGCCAUGAAGUCGGACGACUACAACCACAUCAACUACUACAACCGCGCCAUGGAGCACCUGCCGCUGGACGCCUUCGGCAGCAGCCACAUCGAGACGGUGCAGGCGCUGGCGCUGAUGGGCGGCUACUACCUGCACUACAUCAACCGGCCCAACAUGGCCAACGCCGUACUCGGCGCCGCCAUCCGCAUGGCGAGCGCCCUCGGCCUGCACCGCGAAAGCCUCGCCCAGAGCAGCGGCAGCACCAACGACACGCUUGCCGUGGCCGAGACGCGCCGGCGCACCUGGUGGAGCCUGUUCUGCCUCGACACGUGGGCCACGACGACCAUGGGCCGGCCAUCCUUCGGCCGCUGGGGCCCCGCCAUCAACAUCCGGCCGCCCGAGUUCGGCGUCAACGCGGGACGCGACGCGUCGCAGCACGCGGCCGGCAUGCUCCCGCUGAUCGAGAACAUCAAGUUCUGCAAGAUCGCCACGCAGAUCCAGGACAUGCUCGCCAUCACGCCGCUCCUGCGCACCGAGGACCGCUGCAGCCUCGACGGCCAGCUGGCCGCCUGGUACGCCAACCUGCCGUGGCUGCUGCGCACGACGGACCCGUGCGCCGAGCCGCUGUACAUGGCGCGCUGCGUCAUGAAGUGGCGCUACCAGAACCUGCGCAUGCUCCUGCACCGGCCCGUCCUGCUCUCGCUCGCCUCGUCCGGGCUCAACCCGCACACGCAGGCGUGCGACGCCGACCUGGCCGCCAUCGAGACGUGCCGCGACCUGGCGGCGCAGACCAUCGACGACAUCGCGCGCGAGUGGGCGCGCAACCAGAUGUCCGGGUGGAACGCCGUCUGGUUCCUGUACCAGGCCGCCAUGGUGCCGCUGGUCAGCGUCUUCUGGCAGUGGGGGUCGCCGCGCGUGCCCGAGUGGCUCAAGCAGAUCGAGGCCGUGCUGGACCUGCUUGAGGUCAUGGAGGACUGGUCGCUGGCCGCCCGCCGCAGCCGCGAGGUCGUCUGGCGCAUGUACGAGGCCGCGCGCCAGCUCGUCGCCCAGCACCAGCGGCCCGGCCCCGGCGUCGUCCCGGGCAGCCCUUCGACCAUCCACGUCAUCACCGGCGACGGCAUGCUCAUGCCCUCGCCAGGCGCCGCCGACGCCGCCGGCAUGCACAUGUCCCCCAUCGGCCUGGAGCCCGUCGACGGCCUGGGCAUGAUGGGCCUGCUCACCGAGGGCGGCCUGUGGGGCGAUCUGGACGGCAUGUACUGGGCCCCCAACCAACCCAUGAGCCUGGGCAGCCCCGUUGACGAGUCUGCGCUUGCUGCUGCGGCGGCGGCCGAGUUCUACCACACGGGCUCUACUACUACUACUGCUGCUGCCACUACUACGGGUGUGGACUACGGUGGUCUCAUGGCCCAUCACGCUGCUCACCAUCAACAGCAGCAGAAUGGGUUUGGCUACGUCCACUGAGCUGGUGCUCACGCCUUUUUUUUUCUUGUCCUUGUUCUGCUCCUCACUUCCUGCCUUGCAAGCCUUGGCAGGCCUUUUCGGCCCGGGACGGCCAAAAGGGAUGGCGGGCGACAUUUCUUGCUGAUGUCCACGAAAAAAUGUGGGGUACAGGGGUCUAUGAUGUGUCACGGUGCCUAUGGGGG
This is a messenger RNA of Chaetomium strumarium, 2705 nucleotides long. RefSeq names its product fungal-specific transcription factor domain-containing protein. Gene Ontology annotation, biological process: positive regulation of transcription from RNA polymerase II promoter by galactose; DNA-templated transcription. Gene Ontology annotation, cellular component: nucleus. The record is from RefSeq and is a predicted model, not a curated record. The transcript is spliced from 2 exons. Gene Ontology annotation, molecular function: RNA polymerase II cis-regulatory region sequence-specific DNA binding; zinc ion binding; DNA-binding transcription factor activity, RNA polymerase II-specific. Lineage: Eukaryota; Fungi; Ascomycota; Sordariomycetes; Sordariales; Chaetomiaceae. The coding region runs from base 118 to 2523 and encodes 801 amino acids.